This is a messenger RNA of Tachysurus vachellii, 3973 nucleotides long. RefSeq names its product dihydropyrimidinase like 2a (gene dpysl2a). The record is from RefSeq and is a predicted model, not a curated record. The coding region runs from base 547 to 2268 and encodes 573 amino acids. Lineage: Eukaryota; Metazoa; Chordata; Actinopteri; Siluriformes; Bagridae. Gene Ontology annotation, molecular function: hydrolase activity, acting on carbon-nitrogen (but not peptide) bonds, in cyclic amides. Gene Ontology annotation, cellular component: cytosol; cytoplasm. The transcript is spliced from 14 exons.
UAUGUUUUUGUGUGAGUGUGUGUGUGAGAGUGGCCGAGUGUUUGUGUGUGAGAGUGUGUGAGAGAGUGUGUGUGUGUGUGUGUGUGUGAGUGAGUGUGUGUGUGAGUGUGUCUAAAUCCCGCGAGGACAUGGUUUAACUGUGGUAUCUAUAUUAUAUCUAUCUAUAUUACUGAUCCAGUCUUGUUCCAUAUAUAUUAUUAUUAUCUAUUCAGUUGCGUUUCGGGAUUUCUGCUUCAUUAAGUGGAACAGCAGGGCGGGGCGUUGCGCAUGCGCACUGCAACUCGCGUCGCAAAUCUCCCCUUAUCGGCAAUAGCCAGAAGUGUGUUGGCGCAUCGUCGGGGAAAAGCUGUCAUUUUAAACGGACGUGAUAUUUCUCUAUCAGUUUCGCUACCUGUGAAUCACAGCUCACAUAACAUUUUAGCGCAUUUGUCAUUGUGUUUGCCAGCAGACGGCAGGUGUCGUCCAUCCAGGGCGUCGACUUGAGCAUCAGUUUAACGGUUUGUGGCUGAAGCGGCGAACAAUAAACAGCCCGCAAUCACUGUGGAAAUGUCCGGAUACCAGGGCAAAAAGAACAUCCCUCGCAUCACUAGUGACCGUCUCCUUAUCAAAGGGGCGAAGAUUGUGAAUGAUGAUCAGUCCUUCCAUUCUGACAUCUAUAUGGAGGAUGGCGUUAUUAAGCAAAUUGGUGAGAACCUCAUUGUUCCAGGCGGGGUAAAGACCAUUGAUGCCUAUGGCAGGAUGCUGAUCCCUGGUGGAAUUGAUGUGCACACCCGCUUCCAGAUGCCUAACAGGGGCAUGACAGCUGCUGAUGACUUCUACCAGGGCACUCGUGCUGCUCUUGCUGGGGGCACCACUAUGAUAAUUGACCAUGUGGUUCCAGAGCCAGGUGUUAGCCUUAUUGCUGCAUUUAACCAGUGGAGGGAAUGGGCAGACAGUAAGUCCUGCUGUGAUUUCUCGCUCCAUGUGGACCUCACUGAGUGGCACAAUGGCAUGCAGGAGGAGAUGGAGUCGCUGGUGAAGGACCAUGGUGUCAACUCGUUCCUGGUCUAUUUGGCCUAUAAGGAUGUUUUCCAGCUUAAUGACUCUCAGAUGUAUGAGGUGUUUAGUGUGAUUCGAGACCUGGGAGCCAUUGCCCAAGUGCAUGCUGAGAAUGGGGAUAUCAUUGCUGAGGAGCAGAAAAGAAUCCUGGAGUUGGGCAUCACUGGCCCAGAGGGUCAUGUUCUCAGUCGCCCCGAAGAGGUGGAAGCUGAGGCAGUCAAUCGUGCAGUAACGGUGGCCAAUCAAACCAAUUGCCCUCUGUACAUCACCAAGGUGAUGAGCAAGAGUGCUGCUGAUGUAAUUGCUCAGGCCAGGAAAAAAGGUACUGUAGUGUACGGGGAGCCUAUCUCUGCUAGUCUUGGCACCGAUGGCACUCACUACUGGAGCAAGAACUGGGCCAAGGCUGCUGCCUAUGUGACAUCUCCACCUUUGAGCCCAGACCCCACCACCCCUGACUAUCUUAACUCUCUACUUUCCUGUGGUGAUCUGCAGGUAACUGGCAGUGCUCACUGUACCUUUAACACUUCUCAGCGUGCUGUGGGCAAAGACAACUUCACCCUCAUCCCAGAGGGCACCAAUGGCACUGAGGAGCGGAUGUCUCUCAUCUGGGACAAAUGUGUGGUGACUGGUAAGAUGGAUGAGAAUCAAUUUGUGGCUGUAACCAGCACCAAUGCGGCCAAGAUUUUUAACCUGUACCCACGUAAGGGACGCAUUGCUGUGGGCUCUGAUGCUGACUUGGUACUAUGGGACCCUGAUGUCACUAAGAUCAUCUCUGCCAAGAGCCACAACCUGGCUGUUGAAUAUAAUAUCUUCGAAGGUGUGGAGGUGCGUGGUGCUCCCAUAGUGGUGAUCAGCCAGGGUAAGAUUGUUCUGGAGGAUGGAAACCUCCAUGCUACUGAGGGAUCAGGGCGCUACAUAACCCGCAAAACUUUUCCCGACUAUGUUUACAAGAGGAUAAAGGCUCGCAGCAGGCUUGCAGAGCUGCGAGGCGUCCCACGUGGACUUUAUGAUGGUCCAGUGUGUGAGGUCACAGUGACACCCAAAAUAAUGGCCCCUGUGACUUCCAACAAGACCUCACCAACCAAGCCCCUCUCUCAACCCAUUCGCAAUCUGCAUCAGUCUGGAUUCAGUCUGUCCGGAGCUCAAAUUGAUGACAACAUUCCCCGCCGCACCACUCAGCGCAUCGUAGCUCCCCCUGGUGGCAGGGCAAACAUCACCAGUUUGGGUUAAAGAACACACUUCAAAAGUCAUGAACGAAAGGGGUGGCAGGGAAUCAAGUUUCCUUCCCUCUGGUUAUUAGUCCAACCAAUGAGAUCCCUACCAGGCCCCUACAGUACAAUGUCAGAAUGACAACAUUCUCAAAUUCCUCAUCAGUAUUUUACUAAAAAAAAAGGUCAAUAUUGUGUAUUUUCCCAACAUUAACUACUAUUUGUUUUUUCCUUGUAGGAAGAGUAACGUGAAUCUAAACUAUACUUGUAUUAUUUUAUUGUUACACAUAAAUCAUGGAGAUGAGAAAAAUUCUUUAGUCAAUUCUUUAUUCCUUUGGUCAUUUUGUUUAUUCAGCACACAUUUCUAAUGCUGCACACAUUGCUAACAAUUGCUGUUUUUUUAGGAUAUUUUCUCAUGUUUAAGGAUUUGGGUAAUUAGGUGUGUUUUGGUGUCUUUCAUUUUUUUCUGGUGUCUUUUGUUUUUUUUGUUGUUAGCAUUCUUGAAUUUGUUUUCAUGAACUUUCUUGGCAUUAUAUAAAAACAGUCAUGUUUGUAACUGUUCAUGCUUUUUGCUUUUCAAGGUCAUUUCUUUCAAAUUUAGAGUUAGACCAUUUUUAUCCUCUGAAUAGUGAGGUUUUCACAGCACACAGUGUUUGGCUGAAUACAAGAAAACCAUCCCUUUCCCUUCUUUUAAAUUCCCAUAUUCCCCCAUCUCUAGAUGUCUAUACAGUAAGUUUAGUAUCCUGGCAACAGUCUUUUAACCCUUAACCUAUUGUUUAUUUAUGACAGGCAUGUUGUGGUGCGGUUUGACACUGCUGUUGUGGAAUGGGCUAGGCUACUCUUCCAGCUAGGCCACAGUUUGUAACACUUACCCACCAGUAGUCACCAAGCUCCCUCAUUCCUUUACAGCUUUUUUUAUCCUUAUGAUCUUCACUGUAUGGUCAUAUUUGUGGUUUCUUAGUGACCAUAGUGAUUGCAUAUCAUCUGGCAUGUGUAGAAUUGAUCCUGUGGCGAUAUGGUGUUGAGUCAGUUUUUAUUUAAACAAAAGUUAAAAUUGUUUUUACUUUUAAUUUUCCUGUUUUUGUUAAUGUCAUUCACUUGCCUGCUUGUUUAAUAGAUGGUUCUUGACUGUCUGUGAGUAUUGUUAUAAAGACUUAAGAAUUUCUGAUGAAAAAAUGUGUACAGAGUUUGUCCCUCUGCUUCAUUCCAUCCAUUGUAUGAAAUGUUACUGCUUAAAGACCAAGUAAUCCUCAAAUGUGACACUAAGCAGAUUUCUUCCUGUGUGGUAGCAUUAAAAGGUCAUAUAAGAUUAAACAGACCUCUGGCAAUACUUAAUAUUCAUAAAACAUGACUGUAAACCAUUACUCCUCAAUUGCUAAUGUUUACGGUCCUACAGGAAUAUAGAACUGUGGUGGAAGAAGAACAAGUGGUGCCAGUACCAGUACAUAUAAAUACAGUACUGCUAUACUUUGCCCUUGAAGUGUCUAAAUAUCCAAUAGAUUUGCAAAUUGCAGAGGAGAAAGAAUAUUUUUGUGUCUUUGUUAUUUUGAUUUUUAUGACUUGUUAACCUUUGUCAUGCAUUGUUGAAGGUAAAAAAGUGUAGACAGUGUAUGUUUUAUAGGCUACUGGGAUCUGCAAAUGUUUUCUUUCUCACUCAGAAAGCUUUGCAUUCCAUAUGUGUUUAAUGAAAUGAUUUUAAGUAUUAAAAAUGAAACAAAAUCUUAAAA